UCUUUUCCCUCGAGUCCCCGUCAAGCGCUGCGAGGCAGUGUGACCUCAGCAAGCUUCUGGACCAAGGCGGAAGCCAACAACUUUUUCCAGUGAGGUGAUCGGCUGCCACUGGCCAGCACAAAUUGAUCAACAUGAGGGGGUUACACCAAACCGGGCGGCACCAGUCCCACCCCAUCACGAUGUCGGUGGAGAAGCAGAAAAAUGUGAUGCGUGAUGUGCGGAUCGGCAAGCUGUGCCUCAACAUCUGUGUGGGCGAGUCAGGCGACAAGCUGACCCGUGCUGCCAAGGUGCUGGAGAGCCUGACAGGGCAGAAGCCGGUGUUCUCCAAGGCCAGGUACACCGUGCGCUCCUUCGGCAUCAGGAGGAACGAGAAGAUCGCCGUCCACUGCACUGUGCGGGGACCCAAGGCUGAGGAGAUCCUGGAGAAGGGGCUGAAGGUGCGUGAGUACGAGCUGCGUCGUGACAACUUCUCCCAGAACGGCAACUUUGGCUUUGGUAUCCAGGAGCACAUCGACUUGGGCAUCAAGUAUGACCCUGCCAUCGGUAUCUUCGGUUUGGACUUCUUCAUUGUCCUCCAACGACCUGGUUACCGUGUGGCCAAGAGGAGGCGCAGCCCUGGCAAGAUCGGACCCCAGCACUGCCUGGUCAAGGAGGACGCCAUCAAGUGGUUCCAGACCAAGUAUGAGGGCGUCAUCCUGCCUGGAAAGAAGAAGUAAAUGCUUGAAUAAAUGUUAAGUGAAGA
This is a messenger RNA of Eriocheir sinensis (Chinese mitten crab), 742 nucleotides long. RefSeq names its product 60S ribosomal protein L11-like (gene RpL11). Lineage: Eukaryota; Metazoa; Arthropoda; Malacostraca; Decapoda; Varunidae. The coding region runs from base 132 to 716 and encodes 194 amino acids. Gene Ontology annotation, cellular component: cytosolic large ribosomal subunit; ribosome. Gene Ontology annotation, biological process: translation. The transcript is spliced from 6 exons. The record is from RefSeq and is a predicted model, not a curated record. Gene Ontology annotation, molecular function: RNA binding; structural constituent of ribosome.